AUGUUGACUCGUAAAGUAGUCGAAUGCAUUUUAAAUGCCCGCGAGAAAGGGCUAGAGGUCGCACUGCUUUUCUGUGACCUGUCUAAGGCAUUUGACGUAGCCGAUCAUUGCGUACUAGCUACUAAGUUUCAGCUCUACGGUAUUGAUCACCAAACGUUAAAACUUAUGUUAGAUUUCAUGAGCAAUAGAGUUCAAUACGUUACGGGUAGCGGGUGUGAAUUAAAGUCAGACGGUCUUUAUACGACUGUAGGAGUACCUCAGGGUUCCUCAUUGUCUUAUCUCGCCUUCUCUAUUCUGCUGAACGACUUACCGAGAAUCGUAGAGAACGCCGAAGUAUACAUGUACGCUGAUGAUGUGGCUACUGUGAUAACUGCGCCGGGACUAGAUGCUCUCGAACAAAAGCUCAGCUCGGUAAUAAAUCAAUUGGCUGAAUGGUUCCGCGGAAACGGUCUGGUGUUAAAUCUAACAAAGACCCAAUUUAUAUGUUUCGAUCUCUCUGGUCGGACUCGGCGGCAGCUGGUUGUAAAUAUCAAUGAUGUUCGUUUACAACAGGUUAAAGCAGCGUCCUUCCUCGGUUUUCAAUUAGAUCAAACUUUGUCGUGGGAUCACCACAUCGAAAAUCUAUCUGGUAGAUUAGCCCGUAGCUGUUUCGCAAUAAGUAGACUUUCCUCGACAUUGUCAAAGAAAGCGCUACGUACCUGUUACUUUGCAACCUUUCAGUCACAGGUACAAUAUGGAGUUGAAUUUUGGGGACGCGCCGCGGACUCUGAAUGA
Molecule: messenger RNA, 774 nt
Organism: Leptidea sinapis
Lineage: Eukaryota; Metazoa; Arthropoda; Insecta; Lepidoptera; Pieridae
Exons: 1
Coding region: 1-774 (257 amino acids)
Source: RefSeq, a predicted model, not a curated record